This is a messenger RNA of Suillus subaureus, 2155 nucleotides long. RefSeq lists its product as uncharacterized. The transcript is spliced from 2 exons. Bases 215 to 1963 code for a protein of 582 amino acids. The record is from RefSeq and is a predicted model, not a curated record. NCBI's taxonomy places the organism in Eukaryota, Fungi, Basidiomycota, Agaricomycetes, Boletales, Suillaceae.
CGCUUUUCUCCUCAGCAACCUGUCAGUCUGUUGUAGAUUUAUUCUCUCUCUCAAGAGUUCGAGCGUUGCUCAGAGGUUUGAUCCUCAUUUUUGCUGUGCUGGCCGAAUUCGUUUUUAGUCGAAUAUUGACUAUAACAAUUUUGACGACAAAUUACCGAGUUGCUGCCACGCUGAAGCGGCAAGACUCUCUUGGCACUUCUUCUGCUGUCGUAUCAUGGCCAAGCAAAAACAUGGCCAGUCCAGUUCAAGACUAGAUCGUCAACAACGUAGACAUCUACCAGCUGCUAUAGCUUGCCCUUCAUCAUCCGUCUUAUCAAUCCUUGCAACCAUCGCUGCUAGCUCGCGAACAGUAGAUGGAAGUCCACUCCCACAGCCGACCCCACCUCCAUCUUUUCUAUGUCCGUUUAUGGAUCAUGUCAAUACCUGCAUCCAUAACACAACGCCCACAACAUCCUAUACCAGCAUAAUAACCCCUUCGACAUCCUCCAUGACUCCAACUAAACACACGCAACAGUUGGCAGACAGAUACGUUCAGGGGCCUAACGGCCGCUGGUACAAGACAGAUGCCUGGACUUUGUAUGGUUCAACAUACUAUGCUUCGUCUCCUGACCUUGCAGAUGAUGUUUCAACAUCUUCGUCGGCUCUUCUUCCAACCGCCUCCACCCAAAUAGACUCCGUCCUUCCUGCGGGUUGGUCUACAUCAUCCCAAAGCGAUCGCACCGACUCUAUCAUCAUCCUCUCGCUAGCCAUAGUAUUGGCAGUUUCAAUUUGCCUCUUCAUUAUAAGCUGCACCGUUUGGAGAAAGAGACGGAAAAAAAUGUUGAACAGAGAAAAGAAAGAGAAUGACUUGGAACUGAAAGCUAGACAUAAGGUGAACCUGGAAGAUCCAUCGGAGGACGGUGAGAAGGAGAACGAAGCUCGCGGAAAGAAUCGCUUGUGGGCGAGAGCAAGCGCUCGGUGGAAGGCUAACAUACGACAUUCUGCUCGUCGACGCAGGCGACGUCAUGGCUUGUCCACCAGAAGUCGACCACAAUCCCCCAUAUUAUUGGAUCCUCGCGAGGCGUCUACCCACUCAUCCCCUGUUUCGUCACGGCGACAUUCGAUGGCAUCUGUCUCUGAAGAUAUUGACCACCACGCUAUUCCGAUUGAGAAUUCUCUCACUCCCACACGACCACCUUCUACAUCACCCGACCCAUCUAGCUCAUGUAACGUUUUGUCUCCCCCUGCUUACAUAUUUCCCACACUGCAUUCGCGUCCUGAAAUUGAAGGUCGUCCUCAGGAGGCAUCACACGAACCUUCGGGCGACCCAACAUCACGUCGAGGGUCACUACUCUUCGAUCGUGACUUUCCACCUGCGGACCAUGACGACAUUCCUUAUCACCCCAUUGCUGGACAUGUCGCCAUUGAUGAUAAGACUCAUCUCGCCCGUAUGGCGGAGUUGGCUAGCGCGCCUCCCAUAAUUCAGGAUGACACUCGCGGAAGAUCCUCCAUACAUGAGUCUGCCCCAGAAUGGCAUGAUGAUUUUGAAGACCACCCUACCCAACCAGUCACUGUCGCACCCUCCGAGGCUUCUCUAUUCGAGGUUGGGAACUCGGGUUUCCCAAAACCGCCCUCGAAAAGCGUUUUGUCACCUAGGUAUUUUGAUGGGCACAGCUAUUUGCAGGAUAUCGCCGCAUUAGAUCCUAUCACAUUGCCUUCUAUGCCCCCAUACGAGGCUCAACCCAACGCCAUUCCCUUUGAGGACACUCUGACAGCUUCGGCUCCUCCAAUAUCGGAGGAUGACCAAGUUUUUGACGGCUGGGAAGGCAGUGCUCCCGAAGCAUCUGAAAUUUACGGUGAUGAGUGCGACACCCACAUUGGAUCAUCCCUGCCCUCCUUGUCACAUGCGUCCAGUUCUCAAGCUUCCGCUCCGCCGGAAGAGCUUGUUAGCAUGCAUGGCGUACUUCCGAUAUACCAACCCUAGUUGUGGGUUUUUGGACCAUGUUUUUGCGGGCAUUUGGAAUGUUAGUAUAUUGUAUUGUACCAUAUACCUAAUCAUCACCCUGUCUUCAUGGACAAUUGCCAAUUGCGCAUUACAAUGUUGUUGUAGUGCUUGUUGCAGUAUACUUAUAUAUUAAUAGAGCAAACGAAGUUAAAGCUGUGGCCAGCGGCACUA